Messenger RNA from Heterocephalus glaber (naked mole-rat), 1841 nucleotides. The record is from RefSeq and is a predicted model, not a curated record. Lineage: Eukaryota; Metazoa; Chordata; Mammalia; Rodentia; Bathyergidae.
AUGCAGAAACCUCCAAGGAGGGGGACUCAGAGCUCGGGACCCGGAGCAGGGGCCUCCAGCAAGACCAAGGCCCCAUGCAACCCUGAAGAACUGCAGCAGCCAGGGACAGAGACCAAGGACCAGCAGGGAAGACUGCACAAGCCAGGGACUGUGGAGGACCAGCCCCUUGAGAGCAGCCAGGAGGGGAGGGACAUCAGUGACAGGAGGGAGCCAGGCCACACACAGGAGUUUGAGAGCCCUGGGAAUCCCCAGCCCAGCUUCAUGGAGUGCUUGCUGGAGACCGAGGAGGAGGAAGUCGCCCACCGCAGGGCCUGGAAGUCUCGGGCCCUGACAGCCUGGAAGUCUCCUAGGACCCUGAUGCCUGGGCCCACCUCAGUCCCCAUCAGCCACUCAGCCCCUCUGACCCUGCCCCAGACCCCUACCUCAGCCCCUCCUACCACCUGGGUGUGGGCCCGGCCCCCUGCCGCCACCCUCAUGGCAGCCCUGGUCCCAGCCAUGGUGCCCGACCUCGUCCUGUGGGCUCCCAUCCCAGACCUAGGCUGGAGGUGGACAGAGCUGCCCAAGAGCCGCAAGUGGAGCCUGAGCUGUGCCAGGCCAUGGCAGGAGCCGGAAGAGCAUGGCCUGCUCGGACUGUGUCAGGGCUGGAAGGAGCAGGCCGAGGAGCACCUCAUACUGAAGCAAGAGGAAGCCUUCCGCAGCUACUUUGAGAUCUUCAAUGGCCCUGACGAGGUGGACGCCCAGAGCCUGAAGAACAUCCUGGUUCACUGCAUUUUCUUCUCUCUCUCUCUCUCUCUCUCUCUCUCUCUCUCUGGAGAUGGGCACAUGGACUUCAAAGACUUCCUGGCUAUGAUGACAGACACCAGGUCCUUCUUCUGUUCCAUGGAACAGAAUGACGUAACGAACAUGGCUCCCCCGAACCCCCACACUCUGCUCUUUGAGAUCCUGUCUCUGCUGGUGGAGUUGCUGGCCUUACCCAAGACUGUCUUAGAGGAGAUCACCAACUACUACCAGAAGCUGAAGGAAGGCACCUGCGAGGUCCGAGAGAUGGCAUCGGCCAUAGGCCAGCUGUGGUUACAGAAGCAGGUUCUCUACAACCACCAGCAGGCAGGCUCCUUGGAAGUCCCCGAACGCAGGGGCCUCAGCAUCCUGAGCCGGCUGAAGCAGAAUGUUGAGGAUCUGGCUUCCGACCUGCAGAGCCCCUAUGCCCAGAUGCCCUGCAUCCCACUCUGCACUUGGCUGAACAAGAAGACAGUCCAUCGGAAGCUGGGCAGCCACAACAUGCUGGACCAGUGCGUGCCAGCCAGCCUGAGCCCCAGCACCCGUAGCCUCUUUUUCCAGUCAGGACCUCAAGGGGCAGAUUAUUUCACUGACACCAAAGACUGUGGGGAGAGGGUCAAACAUCUGCCAUCCUUCUGCCCUACCCUCUCCAGGGAACACAGAUCCAAACGUGGAAAGUGGCUCAGCUCCAUGCCCACUCGAACCCACUGAUCCUCUGAAAUCCGGCAGGGCAGUUCAAGGCCUGCAGACAGAUGGGUCACUGAGUAGUGGCUGCUGUGGGAGUUUGUUUUUUUUGGCCUAAUAAGCCAAUAAACAUCAAGAACCUCAGCCUGUGCCUGGUGCUCAGGUUUCCACACCCUAUGUGGCUCUCAGAAUGCAGGGCCCCACACCCCUGGGCUUGAGAAUCCCCGAGGCAAGACCUCCUGUAAGGCCCUGCCCAGGGUUGGUGUUCCUGCUGCAGGUUCCCUUGCGCAGUCUUUACCUGUGCAUUCUCAAAGCACAGAGUGGCUCCUCCUCUCCAAAUGAGUGUCUACCCCUUUCGACUGGGUGCUCCACAAAGGCGG